Molecule: messenger RNA, 663 nt
Organism: Sorghum bicolor (sorghum)
Lineage: Eukaryota; Viridiplantae; Streptophyta; Magnoliopsida; Poales; Poaceae
Product: alpha-aminoadipic semialdehyde synthase
Exons: 3
Coding region: 119-403 (94 amino acids)
Cellular component (GO): cytoplasm
Molecular function (GO): saccharopine dehydrogenase activity
Source: RefSeq, a predicted model, not a curated record
UCUGGUAUACCACCAUUUUCAUACUGUUUUUAUUUCAUGUUCACAAAAUGGAUUAAAUUGAAUCAAUAGCCUUCGUCGGAUAACCAUUGCUGAGACGCAGCUCCUGUAAAUUCAGGACAUGGUACUGCUCCACCAUGAAGUCGAGGUGGAAUACCUAGAUGGGCAACCCACCGAAAAGCACCAAGCGACGCUACUGGAGUUUGGGAAGGUUGAAAAUGGCAGAUCCACCACUGCCAUGGCCCUGACCGUUGGUAUUCCUGCAGCAAUAGGGGCCCUGCUAUUGCUACAGAAUAAGGUCCAGACAAAAGGAGUGAUCAGGCCUCUGCAACCGGAGAUCUACAUUCCAGCAUUGGAGAUCUUGGAGUCGUCAGGCAUCAAGCUGAUUGAGAGAGUGGAGAUUUGAAAGUUGCAAGUCACUGUCCGUUUGGAUCAACUUGCUGUUGCUGUGCUGCGUGCCUGCGUUGCAAACUUGCAACCGCAGCAGCUUCCAGCAGUUCAACAAGUGCAAAGAAAGUUGCAGCGCCUACAGUGAAACGGCUGAAAUGUAUGAUAUAGCUGGGUACAUGUACAUAUAUCUUUUGUACAUAGUAUAUGACCUGUCGUAAGAGAUGUCAAAGAAACCUCUGUAUAUAUGACCUAUCAAAUAAUGCCCGGCAAAGAAAC